AUGUUUAACUCAGUGAAUCUAGGAAACUUCUGUUCUCAAUCGCGUAAAGAGAGGAGUGCUGACUUUGGAGACAGAGCAGGUUGCGCUUCCAAUCUCUACCUCCCUAGCUGCACCUAUUACGUCCCAGAAUUUUCAACUGUGUCAUCUUUCUUGCCACAGGCCCCCUCUCGCCAAAUCUCCUACCCUUAUUCCACUAACCUCUCGCAAGUGCAGCCAGUUCGAGAGGUCUCCUAUGGUCUAGACCCCUCUAGUAAAUGGCACCAUAGAAGCAAUUACGCCUCGUGUUAUUCCGCGGAAGAUCUGAUGCAUAGAGAGUGUAUCCCGCCUUCCACCAUGACCGAAAUGCUAAUGAAAAACGAAAGCGUGUACAGCCACCACCAUCCCAGCUCUAACCAUCCUGCAUCUACGGGAUUCUACUCCAGCAUGAACAAAAACAGUGUCCUGCCCCAGGGCUUUGAUCGGUUCUUCGAAAAUGCCUACUGCGGGACAGAGAACCCGCCUGAGAACUGUCUGCAGAAAAGCGAGAGCAAACUGGAAUCCGACUCCCAGCCCAGUGCACUAUCAUCCCGCGGAGAGCAAGGCAUAGACCCGGAAGACGAAGAGGAAAACACAAAUCCAGGGUCUUCAGCCUCGUCUUCUUCUGUCAACAAGGAAGGAAGCAAAAACAGCAACUCGAGUGCUCCCCGUACAAGAAAGAAGAGAUGUCCCUAUUCGAAAUUCCAGAUCAGAGAGCUAGAGAGAGAAUUUUUCUUCAAUGUCUAUAUAAACAAAGAAAAAAGGCUUCAGUUGUCUAGGAUGCUAAAUCUCACUGAUCGACAGGUUAAAAUUUGGUUUCAGAACAGAAGAAUGAAAGAAAAAAAAUUAAGCAGAGACCGCCUGCAGUAUUUUUCUGGAAAUCCCUUAUUGUGAACACAUCUUUUUCCAAUCCUCUCUGCUGGUGAAGUAGAUCUGUAUUAAGAAGGAACUCUGAAAGCAUGGGUUGUGGUCUGAGUCUACAAGCAACCUCAAAGUUUAAGCCUUUUCGUUACUUAUAUUUGUAUGUAUGGAACAGUUCUAAGUAACGCAAGGAGUUCAGAUAUCUAAACGUUUAAAGGACUUGAAAACCAUGGACUUUUUAUUUAACGUUUUGUCUGAACAACUGGGAUUUUUUUUUUCAUUUAGUCAUCCUUGUCUAUUUGAAUAAAUCGCAGUGCUGUGUUAUAAUUAUCAUGGUGAUGAUUUCAAUAUGCAGUUAACAUGUGCUAUCACAGAC
Trachemys scripta elegans is the source of this 1252-nucleotide messenger RNA. It is a transcript of the gene HOXC11, whose product is annotated as homeobox C11. Gene Ontology annotation, cellular component: nucleus. Gene Ontology annotation, molecular function: DNA-binding transcription factor activity, RNA polymerase II-specific; RNA polymerase II cis-regulatory region sequence-specific DNA binding. Gene Ontology annotation, biological process: regulation of transcription by RNA polymerase II; anatomical structure development. The coding region runs from base 1 to 909 and encodes 302 amino acids. The transcript is spliced from 2 exons. The record is from RefSeq and is a predicted model, not a curated record. NCBI's taxonomy places the organism in Eukaryota, Metazoa, Chordata, Testudines, Emydidae.